AUGCCAUUCCGGCGCGCCGUUCGGCGGCGAAUCUGGCGCAAGGGCGCGGCGUUCGGCGGCAAAGGGAGAAGAGCUAUGGAGAACAGCCCAGAGCGAAAAAUCCCCGCGUCGAAAGCUGCGUCAACGGCGUUUUCGGAGCCAUUUUCAGUGAAGGUGAGCUCCGUGCUUCUCCCGGAGCUGCUGGACGCGUUGACGGCGGAGGAGGCGUCCCGUUUGCGCAGCAGCAGCGGCAGCCUUGCGCAGCAGCUGGGCGUGCGACGCUUGUGGCGCAACGUGCGGAUCAGGAUGAUAGCGCGGCUGCAGAAGUGCCAGAGCCUUGCAGGACGACCACUGGAGCUACGGCGCUUGGAAAUCAGCAGCGAGAUGCUUCCUGAACUUUCCCUGGACCUAUUCGCAGCGUCUUUGGAGGAGCUGCGUGUGGAGGAUCUCUUGGUCGCGGAGAAGAGCAUAGACUACCGCAAAUUCUGCAACUUGUUGAGUAUGCUUCCAGAGCUUCGAGUUCUGGAGCUUCCGAAGCUCAUUUGUCUCCCAGGCGGGGCCCACGACUUGGCUCAGCACGUUUCGCGGACGCUCCGCCAGCUCCGCAGGCUGCGGCUGCCGCAGACCGUGCUCUUGGAAUGCCGAGCGCUAAACUGGGCUGCUGAGGCCUGUGAAGCACGCGUCAACUGCUGGAAGAUCAUGGCUGCCGAACUUAGCAAGCUGCCUCUGACAGAGCUCGAUCUCACAGGUGCCUUGCGCCCUAUCGCCCCCGAACAGCUGCGCCCCUGGCCACCCCCACGGGUCAAUGCCUCGGUUCGCUUGCCGUCGCUGUGCGGCUUCGCAGUUCCGCUGCAAGGGCCCCCCGUGGAUGGUGACGAGGAGGUGUUGCCAUGUAGCGAGGACUUGCUGGGCAUCUUUCAGGAGUGGAGCUAUGCCAUGAAUCAACAAAAGCUUCAAGCCCGGUGUGGUGCUGCACGAGGAUUGGGACGAAGAAAUCAGGACUGA
Messenger RNA from Cladocopium goreaui, 984 nucleotides. The record is from the annotation of a GenBank genome assembly. NCBI's taxonomy places the organism in Eukaryota, Dinophyceae, Suessiales, Symbiodiniaceae.